Messenger RNA from Nymphalis io (European peacock), 2938 nucleotides. RefSeq names its product leucine-rich repeat protein 1 (gene Lrr47). The transcript is spliced from 4 exons. NCBI's taxonomy places the organism in Eukaryota, Metazoa, Arthropoda, Insecta, Lepidoptera, Nymphalidae. Gene Ontology annotation, molecular function: protein binding. Bases 366 to 1598 code for a protein of 410 amino acids. The record is from RefSeq and is a predicted model, not a curated record.
AGAUUGAUUAAAAUCUACAUCGUAUAAAGUUCAUAUGUGUAUAAAAAUCCUUAUUCGUGAAGAUACGGAUCCGGAAUCCGUUUAACGCUUUGAAAUAAAAGUUCUGCCUACUCAGUCAUAGAUCAUUUUACUUAAGGGUAGUAUUUAGUUAUGAAAUUUUUUCCUCUUCGAAGUGCUUCGGAGUAGAGAAUAAAAAAAUGUGAACUGUCAUUUGACAUUGUCAUACAUUUUCGCGGGAUUUGAUAAGCCUAAGUUAAAAGUUCGCUUCUCUUAUUCUCACUUUUCAACUUUCAGUUUUAUAAAGUUAAAUAAUAAUCAGUAUUCAUUCUGAAAUGAGAAAUUAAAAAUAUUAAUCAAAAUACAAUAUGAAAUUACAAUGUCAAAUUGAAGUUGUUAAUAGAGUACAUAACAGUUUAAAUAUAAGGUCUAAUGGCAAAUAUUUAAAAUCUACCUUGGCUUUAGGAAAAGAACCAAAGAAUGAAAAUGAAUACUUUAUAUUGCACUUUUCUUCGGUUAAUAAAAAUGGAACGAAAUAUAAAUUGAAAUCUAUCAAACAAGUGUUUGUAAAGUGUAUAAAUGAAGGUAAAACUACUAUAAGGUUUGACGAGCCACCCCAUGACUUAUGUAUAAAAUGUGAAGUUAUACAACUUAAAAGUUUUAUGAGACUACUUAAAUCGUGCAUUAACGGAGAUACAAAAGACUUAAAACUAUCAAAUUUAUCUUCACUUGCAAUAACAGCAAAUAAUAAUGCUCCAACAAAAUUAACUAUUCAUGAUCGUUCCGAAUUUCCUCCUAAGGGCUUGCCAAGAACAAUAGAAUCACUACGUAUUGUUGGACUCAAACUAUGCAACUUUCGAAGAGAUAUUUUACUGCUUAGCCAUUUAGUUGUCCUUGAUUUAAGUAAUAAUGAAAUUGAAAAGAUACCUCCAGAGUUUGGAAGACUACCAAGCAUUUCUGAACUGUAUGUAGCUAAUAAUUGUCUUGGAUUGAAAGAUCCAGCAGACUGGAGAUGGCUUUUAGGUGUCCAGAUAACUAAGAAGCUUAAGCUUUUAGAUCUCAGUGGAAAUAAAAUAAAAGAACUACCAAAAAGUAUUUGGAAAUUGCAAAAUUUAAUAACUUUAAAGAUAGACAAUAAUAAUUUAAAAAGACUGCCGUCUUCUUUGGGACGCAUCAGCACUUUGAGGUACUUAACAGUAUCACAAAAUAAUUUGCAGUCCUUGCCCUGUGGACUGAUGCACUGCCGACUUGAUUACAUAGAUCUGUCAGCAAACAUGUUUGAUUCUGGAAAUGGUACUUUGAAAACUGUUAAUUACUCUCAAUGGGAAUUUUACAUAAACAGCCUAGUACAUAUUGCUUCCAAAGUAGUUCUAAAUAAGAAAUUAUUUUAUGCACCGAACAUAAUACCUUGGACAGUAGUUGAAUUGUUAGACAAUGCCAAUAUAUGUGUAUGCGGUAAGCCAGUUUUAAAUGACUCUCAUUUCGUUAUUAAAGAAUUUCAACUAAAGGACUUAUAUAGAGUUGUAGUCUUUAAUAAUAACCAUACUUGUGAUGUUGGAUUUGAGUGUUUCUUUUGUUCUCCAAAGUGCUUUAUGAAAUGAUUUAUAUUUUGUAAAAUUCAGGUAAAUUAAUGAUUAUCACUAAUCCCCUAUAUAUGUAAUAUAUUAUAUGUAAGUAAAAUAUGAUCAUGUUAUUAUGUCAAAUGAAAUAACUCAUCAAAUAGGGAACUAUUGUUAAUAAGGCAGAUAAUUUUCAUAUAUCUUUAAAUACAUUAUUAGAUAGCCCAGCGUAGUAAACAAAACAUAGUGAUAAAAUGUAUGUGUAAGAUAAAAUUCAGCUACAUGUACAUAAUUAUACCUACCAACCUGUAAUGGGACAGCAUGCAAAUCUUUUUUGAGCUAGUGGGAUAUUUAUACUAUUAAUAAUCAAUCAAUUGCCUGUGACAUUUUCAUGAAUCAUAAUAAUUAAAUCAUAACCAGUUUUGAAAAUGAACCUUAUUCCAUAUUUUAUUCAUCUAUACAAAUAAAUAAAUUCGAAUCGUCUGUCUGAGAUUUCAAAAUACCGCCUCUUUUAAAGUUAAUAUGGCUAUUUGUGAGUUACCAAAACCUAAACAAUCAUUUUAUUUUAUUUUUUCACAUCUGUUUGCCCAGGGUAAUCUUUAAAAUGGCUAAAAGUUACAAAUUGAAAUAACUAAAUAAUUAUAGGAAGUGUUUCAAGAUUCUGUUGUCUUUUUAAAAAUUUAUGCAAAGUUAGUUGGGUCUAUCAAAAGUUAUAAAAACAUAUGUAAUUUUACGUUGUUGUGUAUGAUAUGUUGCGGUCAUUUGCUAAUAGAUACUUUGUGGCUUUAGGUCGCAAUUAUUAACUCAUAUGUUAUAUUGUCAAUUAGUCUUGACAUAUUAAGUAAUAUUUUUGUUUUGAAUUUUAUAGAUACUUUUUAAUAUUAAGAUUACCUAUUCUUUAGUUAUAGGGUUUAAUAAAAUUUGUAUUAAAUAGUUUAAUUUUGUCCUUAUUUACUCAUGUAUGUCAUCAAUUAUAUGUAGCAUGUUCAUAACUUCAUGUCAAAGAUAUUGUUGACCUAGCAAAUAGAAAUACUACACCUAAUAUCCAUAUCCAUUUUUCUUUAAAUAGGUACUAGAAUAAUGAUAAUCACACUAAUAUCAUAAAUAUGAAAGGUUGCAUGAGUUAUAAACAUUUGUUACACUUUAUCACAGCUAAAAUAUGACAUAAUUAAUAUAUUUUGGACUUUUUAUCCAGUUUAUCUGGAUUUUUGAUUAUGAAAAGGGCGAAGCCGCGGCUGCAUCACUAGUUUCGAAUAAGUUUAGUUUUUUAGAAUAACAAAUGACAAGUCAAUAUAUGUAUUAUCUUUUUUAUAAUAUUCAUAUAUAACAUUUAUACAUAACAAAAAAUAUUUAUUAAUUAGUAUAUUAUUUAUUAAUAGUUG